Molecule: messenger RNA, 1123 nt
Organism: Corticium candelabrum
Lineage: Eukaryota; Metazoa; Porifera; Homoscleromorpha; Homosclerophorida; Plakinidae
Exons: 2
Coding region: 2-775 (257 amino acids)
Biological process (GO): L-histidine biosynthetic process; L-tryptophan biosynthetic process
Cellular component (GO): cytoplasm
Molecular function (GO): 1-(5-phosphoribosyl)-5-[(5-phosphoribosylamino)methylideneamino]imidazole-4-carboxamide isomerase activity
Source: RefSeq, a predicted model, not a curated record
GAUGUCUACAAAAUUUCGUCCUUGCAUCGACCUACAUCAAGGGCGUGUGAAACAAAUUGUUGGCGGUACAUUAACCGACAGCGAAAUCGAAUUGAAGACGAAUUUUGUGUCCAACCAGGAUGCCAGUGCUUUUGUUGAACUUUAUCGACAGCACGAGCUAUUAGGAGGUCACGUGAUUAAACUGGGUGAUGGAAAUGAUGCUGCAGCUCGAGCAGCGUUGCAAGCUUGGCCAGGAGGUUUGCAACUAGGUGGAAGUAUUAAUUCAUCGAAUGCAGCCGAAUGGCUAGAAGCAGGAGCCGAGAAACUAAUUGUGACUUCUUGGCUUUUUCCUAAUUGCACAUUCUCUAUCGAGAGACUUGCUGAGAUUUCAAGUUUAAUAGGACGCGAUCGUUUGGUAGUAGACUUGAGUUGCAGAUGUACUGGUGAUGGCUGGACGGUUGCUAUUAAUAAGUGGCAGACUUUAACCGACAUGCAGUUGAAUGGCGAGAGUCUUCAUCGUGUUGCAAGAUUUUGUUCCGAAUUUCUGAUCCAUGCGGCUGAUGUGGAAGGAUUGUGCUGUGGGAUAGACGAGCGUCUCGUCAAAAUGCUUGCAUCGUGGUCUCCACUACCUUGUACGUAUGCGGGAGGAGGAAGGCGAAUAGAAGACUUGGACCUCGUCGAUCGUUUGUCUAAUGGGAGAGUCGAUGUUACGUUUGGAAGCGCACUCGAUAUAUUUGGUGGUUCAGGCAUAAAACUUGUUGACUGCAUCAAGUGGAAUAGAGAGCAUUCACGGUAAUUUCAACUUCAAGUACUUACUAAAUGAAAUCUAGAGCAAAUUUAUAGCUAUUAAAUGUGAAAUGUUGUUUAUCAACGUGGUUGUGACACUAAUGUAUGUAUCUGGGUACAAGCCUUGAAUUGUUGCAUGCAGAAAGGUUGUGCUGAAGGGUCAAAAUUGAGCUUGACUUUAGUCAAAUUACAUGUUGCACUUGUAAGUCUAGUAAUUGUGCUAGACAAAUUACUUUAGCUUAUGAUUACAGUCAGACCUUGUUAUUCUGACUACAUUUAUCCCGUGAGUUUCUGUUGUACAAAUGCGACUGUCGGAUUAUUAAUAACAACUACACAGUGACCAUGCAAAUUGGGUUCA